Messenger RNA from Polyodon spathula (Mississippi paddlefish), 4004 nucleotides. It is a transcript of the gene kpna1, whose product is annotated as karyopherin alpha 1 (importin alpha 5). Lineage: Eukaryota; Metazoa; Chordata; Actinopteri; Acipenseriformes; Polyodontidae. The record is from RefSeq and is a predicted model, not a curated record. Gene Ontology annotation, molecular function: protein binding; nuclear import signal receptor activity. The transcript is spliced from 15 exons. The coding region runs from base 696 to 2342 and encodes 548 amino acids. Gene Ontology annotation, cellular component: cytoplasm; nucleoplasm; nucleus. Gene Ontology annotation, biological process: postsynapse to nucleus signaling pathway; NLS-bearing protein import into nucleus.
UCCUUAUCUGCUGCAUUACAGGAUGUUUUUUUUUUUUUUGGGGGGGGGGUGCUGCUAACAUAAUAACUUUGCAUGGACAUGCAUUACAUCAAGUUACUGUACCCUGCUCCAGACAGUUAAGGGAUAUUCAGAGAUGUGUAUAUUAACGGAUAUCCAUUCCCAAAUACUGUAUUGAAGUCAUGCUUGACAUCCCUUAUCUGGGAUUUACCACACUUAACGUGCAUAGGAGAAACAUGUUAUUGUCUGGAGCACUGUACUUGCAUUGUUCAUCAUAGUGAGAUAGAUAUAUAUAGUUAGUGAAGUUGUCUUUCAGUGAGUUAAGUAUUUAUUUAUUUUUGUUACAGUUAAGAUACCUCUAAGCUAAUGAAGGCUAUAUUGAUAUAACUGGCGUGCCAACAAUGAUGUCAAGUCCUUAAAAGUGAAUGGGGUUCUGUUUUGAGGAGGGCGGUUUUAGCAAUGCAGUUCUCCUGUGCUGGUUACACUGGAAAUGAGACAGUAAUACCAGUCUGCCUGGAGGUCAUUAGGAUGUGGAUUCAGAAACACAUUCAGUGCCUAAGCGUCGAGGCGCGCAUGCGUGGGGAGUGUUCCAUUCAUGCGCUGUUUGAGGCACCGAAAAAUCAGGGAGCAGGCGCAGUAUCACACCGGCAGCGGCCUGGAUAGAAAUACAUAGCAAUUAUACAGAAAACACAGACAACAUGACGAGCUCAGGAAAGGAGAAUCUGCGGCUGAAACGCUACAAGAAUAAAUCUCUGAACACGGAUGAGAUGAGGAGGAGGAGGGAAGAGGAAGGACUGCAGCUGCGGAAACAGAAGAGAGAGGAGCAGUUAUUUAAGAGGCGUAAUGUAGCAACAGCAGAAGAGUCUGGGGCAGAGGUGGAGGGGAUGUCGGACAGCGGCUUCCUCGAGUCUCAAGUCAAUAACAUGGACAUGAUCUCAACAGGUGUCAUAACAGCAGACAUGACACAGAUGAUCUUUUCAGAAACUCCAGAGCAGCAGUUAGCCGGCACCCAGAAAUUUAGAAAACUGCUUUCAAAAGGUGAGGACGCACCUGCUCUCCCAUCACAGCCUUGCCCUCCUAUUAAUGAGGUAAUUGCAACCCCAGGUGUGGUUGAGAGGUUCGUGGAGUUUCUCAAACGGAGAGAAAACUGUACCCUUCAGUUUGAAGCAGCAUGGGUGCUGACAAACAUUGCAUCAGGAACCUCCCACCAAACCAGGGUUGUGAUCCAAGCAGGGGCCGUGCCAGUUUUCAUAGAGUUACUCAGCUCAGAGUUCGAGGAUGUGCAAGAGCAGGCAGUGUGGGCGCUUGGAAACAUAGCUGGAGACAGCACUGUGUGCCGGGACUAUGUGCUAGACUGCAACAUUCUGCCCCCUCUGCUCCAGUUGCUCUCUAAGCAGAACCGGCUAGCAAUGAUGAGGAAUGCAGUGUGGGCCCUUUCCAAUCUGUGCAGAGGGAAGAAUCCUCCCCCAGACUUUGCCAAGGUGUCCCCCAGUCUCAGUGUGCUGUCCUGGCUGCUGUUUAUCAAUGAUGUAGACGUCCUUGCGGAUGCCUGCUGGGCCUUGUCAUACCUGUCAGACGGACCCAAUGACAAGAUUCAGGCUGUCAUUGAUGCUGGGCUCUGCAGGAGAUUAGUAGAACUUUUAAUGCACAGUGACUACAAGGUGGUUUCUCCAUCUCUCCGAGCAGUGGGUAACAUUGUGACAGGAGAUGAUGUACAGACACAGGUUGUUCUAAAUUGCUCAGUUCUACAGAGUUUAUUGCACUUACUUAGUAGCCCUAAAGAGUCCAUUAAGAAAGAAGCCUGCUGGACAAUAUCAAACAUCACUGCUGGUAACAGGGCGCAGAUCCAGACUGUAAUAGAUGCCAACAUAUUCCCAGCAUUGAUAAACAUUCUACAAGUAGCAGAAUUCAGAACAAGGAAGGAAGCAGCAUGGGCUAUUACAAACACAACAUCUGGAGGCUCGGCAGAACAGAUAAGGUACCUGGUUGAGCUGGGCUGUAUAAAACCCCUGUGUGACCUGCUCACUGUCAUGGACUCGAAGAUCGUGCAGCUGGCUCUCAACGGCCUGGAGAACAUCCUGCGGCUUGGGGAGCAGGAGGCCAAAAGGAGUGGCAGUGGUGUUAACCCUUACUGCGCCCUCAUAGAGGAGGCAUACGGUCUGGAUAAGAUCGAGUUCCUGCAGGGCCACGAGAACCUGGAGAUCUACCAGAAGGCCUUCGACUUGAUCGAGCAUUACUUCAGCUCGGAGGAUGAGGACACGAGCAUCGCCCCGCAAGUGGACCUCGACCAGCAGCAGUACAUCUUCCAGCAGUGUGAGGCCCCCAUGGAAGGCUUCCAGCUAUAAGCAUGCAGCCUGAGCACUGCAUGAAAACCAGAGGAGAUGAGAAGACGAUGUACAAAAGUGACUUGUGCUCCCCCAGGGAACCCCAGCCCACUGUCCUGGAGAAAUUAUUUAAUAAUAAAUAAUAAUGAUAAUGAUUAUAGGAACACGUGCCACCGAUUGCCUCAAAUGACAAGAAUUCUUUGCCUCUCAUUCCCAAACACUGAACAACAAAAUUCAUUUUUACUCAAUAUGUGUACUGAAUUUGGAUGUGAAAUGGACAUUUUUCAGAAAGACAAGCAAUUCUUUAAUAUCCAUUCCUUGUCUGUUACCGGCACUAGCUGCAUUAACAUUGAUCUCCCUUUUCUUGCACUAAACAUCCCUUGAGUUAUUUUACUAGAUAAAUACAAAACAAUAUAUUGAGUCAGACCAUGGAAACAAACAAAGGACCAAAAGAUCUUCAGCACACCAUGGGGAAUGGUGAUAAUGCUGCUGUGCUGACAAAGCCUUGAUUAUCACUGUGUCAACUGACAAUUGGAUUGACCUACUUUUUGAAAAAAAUGACUGAUCUUUUUUGUGGAGCUGGUUCUGUUCAAUAUGGAUUCAAAAUAUAUCAAUGGCCCCCUUUUUUACAUUGUUUUAUUACCAGGGACUCAUGAGCAAAUACAAAGUAUACAGGAAGCCCAAAAUCCACUAUCGCAUCUUAAAUGUUCUUCAGACUGGGAUCAAUAGAACGAUUUAUGUUCUUAUUGCUGUGUCUUUCAAGAUGGGGUCACUGAAGACAAGGAUUGAAAGACUGUCAGGAAGAAGGCCUUCAUAUUUUUGUGUCGUCUAUUAUGAACACAUGGGUUAUAGUGGUCACAUUGACAUCAUUAACAGUGCUGUGUAUCAUCGUGCCUAUUCUGGGACAUCACUGCUACUGUCCUGAUUUUACAUGAAAAAAGGGCCAGGAUCGAUGUUUGCCUGCUAGGUUUCCGAGACCCGUAACCAUUCCUCUGUCAGUCAAAGCAUCAGCGUCCAGCGUUGCAUUCUUUGACGCGAUGCGCUUGGUGUAAAAAGACGUGAAGCCUCGUUUCCACAGUAAAACCCCCAUAAUCACAGCCUUUGCUAUUCAGUCUUGAGCCUCAUUGCUUAGCUGACUGUAUAAAGUGAAAUAUGUAAAGGAGUAUAAUAGGCAGCGCUGCUUGCUUCCCACUGAUCUCUUCCUAUUGAAGCGAGCCCAGUAACCUGUAGAGUCACUUCAUGUCUAGUUAAAUGGCAUCUUGUUGAACUUAAUUUGAAAGAUUGUAUCUCAUGGUCAUUAGAUUUAGUCCUCCCUAUUUUUUUUAAAUGAACACUAAGGAAAAUAGAACAAUAAUAAAUUGAAGUUGCUGGAUCCAUAAACAAGACCAGUUGAAAUGUUGCAGUUGGCACAAAAGAAUAUUUUGGAUUUCACAUUGAAAUUUUGAGAAGGCUUUUCAUUUGGUACAGGGUUCUAUCUGUAUAUUGCCAAAUCAUUUUAGAUUUUACAUUACAUGUCUGGAGUUUUUUUUUUUUUUUUUCAAAGGAAUGUUAAUGUGGGCUGCCUUACCUAUACACGGCAUAGUUGUCUUAUAAUUGCUAAGCCUUGGUCAUAAGGAUUACCAUAAAAACAGAUGGGUUUUUGUUGAAGACAUUGGGAGAAUUCACAAAACCUUUUUUUUUUUU